CCUUUCUCUUGUUCACACAAUGAAGUUUUCAUCUUGAGUUUAUAGAUCUCCACCAUAAUUCCACUUUUUGAGAACAAAUCACAAAUGGGUCUUGAGAUUGCAGAUGAAUUCCGGCCAAUUACGUUGAUACGAACCAUGCCACAGCCGCCGCCACAGCCGCUUAGCCAGUCUUCCAUGAACCUUGGACGCAUCAAGUUCUCAGAUUUGAAUGUGGAGAGACCAGAAGUAUUGGUGAAUUUUGUAGAAGAAGAAGAAGAGUGUGAUCAGUGUUGCACACCAAAGUCAUCGUCACAGUUGAUGAAUAAUAAUAUUCUAAUCUGCCCGCCGGCUCCAAGGAAACCACGGCCGCCGGCAAAGCGAAGAAAUGGGCCACCGCCGAAGUUCUUCCAUGUACCAAACGAUCUGGCUUCCUUGUUUGUCCCAAUCUCAAAUAGUUCCAAGAAGAUUAGAGCAAGUUGAAUUUUUUUUUUUUUUUUUUU
Molecule: messenger RNA, 479 nt
Organism: Telopea speciosissima
Lineage: Eukaryota; Viridiplantae; Streptophyta; Magnoliopsida; Proteales; Proteaceae
Product: cyclin-dependent protein kinase inhibitor SMR6-like
Exons: 1
Coding region: 85-459 (124 amino acids)
Source: RefSeq, a predicted model, not a curated record